UCCACCCCAGAGGGAACGGAUAUCCCUCCCAAACCCCCCUUUACGCCAAAACCCUAAUGACCAUGGCCGAGACCAGUGAAGAGGCCGAAUCCCAAACCCUAGAAGGAUCCAUCCCCAGUCCUCUGCUUCCCUCGAAGCGCAAGCCUGAUGCCGAAUUCCCUGAGGAAGGAGAGGGGGAGCCGGAGAAGAAGCUGAAGCAUCAGAAGCCGGAGAUCGCAUCUGGCCCUGUUCCGCAACCCCAAGAUGCAGCCAACAGUGAAGACGGACAGAAUGAGGAAACGAUGGCUGACCCUAAUGGGGCCGUCAAGAGGAAGGGUGCGCUAACGGCGGUGGACAAAGGGAAAGGAAUACUGGUGGAGGAAGAGGAGGAAGAGGACGACGACAGCGAUGGCAGAGAUGAAAGCAGCGGCGGAGAUAGUGACGACGCGGUUGGAGGGGAGGAGGAUGAUGACAGCGAUUUCGUGGAUGAUCCACUGGCAGAGAUCGAUCUUGAUAACAUCCUUCCUUCGAGGACGCGUCGGCGGGAACCUCCUCCUCCAGGGUCUUAUUUCGACCCCGAUCAGGGUGGAGAUGAUAGUGAUGACAGCGAAUGAGGUGUAAUGCGGCUUUAAAGAGAAAUUACAGCUGAGCUACUAAUGCAUCCUGUGGGAAAUCUGUCAAGGCACAGGUGUUGUUUUUUGGUUACUUUUUUAGGGACCUGGGUGAAUUGCCUCUUUCUCAUUGUGGGGUGUGAAGUUGUAUGCGAUGGCCCUCCACACACUUCAACGUUUUGGCUACCUUUGCAAAGGAAUAUGCUUCUGGAAAUUGAUAGAACUGUCGAAGUUAGCAUGAUGCAAAACAUCAGCUGCUUAGAUGUGUUAUAUGUUUAUUUUUCAUGAAAUUAGUGCUACAAUAAAUAGAAAACUAUGUCUAUAUAUUUAUUACCAUUAAAUUGGAGAUACAAUAAAUCGAGAAACUGUGUACAGAAGAAGGUAAUGCUAUAUAAGUUUUUUUCCAUAACAUGCGUUGAGUGGCUGUCAAAAUAUUAAUCUAUAAGUUGGCAUCCUAACAAUCCCAUGAUUCUUAGUGGAAUGGUAAUUAUAAUCAUUGAUCAAUUGAUUACUUGUGAUUUGUAGUUCAGAAAUUGAAGCUGUAUAUAAGUUGUCAGCCUAAUCGCAAAAUUCUUAAUGUAAAGGGCAUAGAAGAUUAAUUAAUAUAAAUUGCUAAUUAAUUCAGUAUUUUAUUUUAUGUUGGUCAAGACAUGCUAGAAGAUAAUGUCGACUAGGUAGUACUUACGAAGAAAAGAGAUUUUGUAAGCAAGAGAUAUCUUAAGAGAGGGUUAUUCAAAUCAACCUUUGUAGAACCUAAUCUGAGCAAUAAGCCUCCUACACUUAUUCAACUGGGUUUUUUGAAUUUUUGGCAUGUGUGUCUAGAACAUGUCGACUUUGACACUACAAAAAACUACUAAAAUUGUAGCUGAUGGCCAAAUUUUAAGUUUGGCUCAAGGUUCAAGUGCAUGAUUUGUGUGAGGCUACAAUGACGAAGUUGUUUUUUCUUUUAAUUGAAAGAAACACUAAACCUUUGGAACUGGCACGCCAUAAUAUUUGUGACAUAUUGAGAAACGGAAAGGACUUUAUCACCUUUAUUGAUUGAACAAAAUACAGUUAUGGGGUUUUGUUGUUAAACAAGAAUAAACCUUUGAAGUGAUUAAUCACCACAAGGAUGAGGUCGAAGAGUCGACUAAGCUAGGUCAUCAAUUAUGAUUAAUGAGGAGAAUAUGGGGCACCACUUAAGGAAUUUUGCUUUGAGAUGAGCAUCAUUCAACAAAUGAUUGCACUCUACACAAGGAUCAUACACUAAAUGAGAUAAUAAAUACUACGUCAAUAAGUUUGGAUUAUCCGAGAACUUGUGGGAGGAACUAUCCUCUCGGUAAACCACAUUUUGAACAAGGUACCCUCCAAUCUAUGAUCUUUUAUGAUUUUGUGAAAUAAAUACCUAAAUGCCCUUGGGUUUUUACAGCAUCGGCAAUGUAUUAACUCAAGAACUAAUUAACUUCCUUUUUUGGAUAAUAGUGGUCAGAAGUAUUUCCAUGUUGAAAGCUACAAAUGCCCCCACUAUAUGCUUCCAAGUUGAAGUACCACUAGGUUUCUCAUUCAUCAACGCUUUUUCUUUUUUAUAAUAUCUCUUAUCUAUUGAAUUGUAAAAUUUUACAAGAGAUUAGUUAUCAAUUUCUCUUCUAAUGUCUUCUCACUUAUUUGAUGUGAAAUUUGUGUACUUUUUUUGCUAACAUCUAGCAUCUUUUUUUUUGCUUCGGAUUCAUACAUGAUGCAGUAAAUCUUAAUCUGCUUACCAAAACAAGUUAGUACAUUAUAACAUAUCUUUUAUAUUGCUUUUGAUUUGUCAGAGAAACCACGGAAACUGCAAAUGAGCAUGCACUUACAAAUUGCAAAUGGGAUUUUGGAGAAAGUAAAGCCUAUCAGUACCUGAUUUUUGGAUAUUAUAUUCUUCUGAGUGAAAUAUUAGUUAGAAUCAUAGUUAUCAAGAUUGUAUUUGGAUCUUUGGAUUUAUGAACCUAAUAUCCAAACUUGCUCACAUGAUCAAACUCUCAAGUAGGACUUGAACUAGAAUCUCACAAUCCAUAGCCUGAUCCUAUGCCCCUUCAUUGUUCCAAUGUCGUUGAUUUGAACAAGCUUGACUUAAUAGAAUAAUUUUAAGUUCACACA
This is a messenger RNA of Zingiber officinale, 2702 nucleotides long. RefSeq names its product histone H2A.Z-specific chaperone CHZ1-like. The coding region runs from base 57 to 593 and encodes 178 amino acids. The record is from RefSeq and is a predicted model, not a curated record. NCBI's taxonomy places the organism in Eukaryota, Viridiplantae, Streptophyta, Magnoliopsida, Zingiberales, Zingiberaceae. The transcript is spliced from 2 exons.